Messenger RNA from Scheffersomyces coipomensis, 813 nucleotides. RefSeq lists its product as uncharacterized. The record is from RefSeq and is a predicted model, not a curated record. Lineage: Eukaryota; Fungi; Ascomycota; Pichiomycetes; Serinales; Debaryomycetaceae. The coding region runs from base 1 to 813 and encodes 270 amino acids. The transcript has a single exon.
AUGGUGAUAUUAUUACCACUUUCAAUCAUAACUUAUGUCAAAUUUUAUAACACAUUGAUACCUUAUGCCAGUCCCAGGAUUCCCAUUCAUUAUAAACCAAAUCUGAUAUAUGAUUACGAUUUAUCAAGUGAUUUGAUUCAUUUACAGUCUAAUUUGCCUCGAAAAUUUAAAUUUGAUCCUUUAUUAGAUUAUAAAGUUUCUUUAAACUUUGAAAUCCUUUGUGAUACCGUCAAGAAGGGAGACGUGUAUCAGAACUCAUAUAGCAUCAUCAAUGAUCAAAGUGAACCCCUUUUCGAUCACGAAUUCUACGUUGAUUGUGAUUCAAGGUAUAUCUAUAAUAAUAAUAAUGAUCUCGUUCCUUAUAAUUUACGAUUUUGGGUGCCUCCCAUGGUUGUCAAUAUCAAGAGAAGUAUUGGAUUUCAAUUAUCGAAUUAUAGAUUGAAUGGGAAGACCUUACCUUCAACAUUCGAAUCGUUUCAAAUCUUGAUUGAUAAAUCAUUCAUCAUUGUUCAAGAUUCUUCAUUUAUAGAAUUUGAAAUUGUUUAUACUGGAUUUAGAUAUUAUUUGGUAAAGCACUAUUACAAAUGUUUAUUUAUAGGAGUAUUGGUGUUCUGGUCUAUAAGUUGUUCAACAAGUUUCCUUACUUCAAUGUAUUUACUGACGAAAUAUGCUCGACCAUUAAUACAAGAUCCUCAAGCUCAAAAUAAUACCGAUCAUCAUUCUGAUGAUGAUUAUGAUGAAACUGAAGAGAUUGAAACUGAGAGUGAAGAAACUGAAUUUAGACAACGAUUCAGCAAUGAAAGUACUACGUAA